CCCCAGACUCACCCAUGGCAAUCUCCAACUGCCCCUCCGGCUAACCCAACCGCACCUCCGGCCAACCCAACUGCACCUCCGGUCAACCCAAUCUCAACUCCAACAACCACAACCAGUCCCACAUCAUCAGGCGGUCAAUGGUGUGUUGCAAGCCAAACAGCUUCAGAAACUGCCCUGCAAGUGGCUCUUGACUUUGCUUGUGGCUAUGGAGGUGCUGAUUGUUCGGCCAUUCAAGCAGGGGCAAGUUGUUAUAAUCCAAACACCGUCCGUGACCAUGCUUCUUAUGCAUUCAAUGCCUAUUACCAGAAGAAUCCAGCACCUACAAGCUGUUCAUUUGGAGGAAUAGCACAGCUUACGAACAAUGACCCAAGUACUGGGAACUGCCGCUAUGCAUCACCCAAAUCACAAAGCACGAGUCCACCAACAAAUCAAAGCCCACUGAAUCAAUCAAGUCCAAUGACUACAACUCCUCCAAGUUUGACAAUACCUCGUGGAUCAACAAUCUAUGGCUCAGAACCAACACAAAGCCCCAGCUUAGCCACAUCUCCCUCUUAUUCAUUGCCGCUGAUGUUCACCAUGUACAGCCUCUGGGCUUCGCUCCUCACUGCAAAUAUAUAGAGACCAUAUACAAGGUUCAGUCACUCUUUUGGAAUGGAGCUGGGAUUCACGUGGUGUGCCAGCACUUUCUUGAGACUUCGAGGAGGCAGAAGGUCAAUAAUUCCAUAUUUGUUAUUUGAAGUCUUGCCAUUUAAAUUAGUACUGCCUUUCAGCUAUAUAUGUCCGUUAGUUGAUCACAAAGCCCCAAAAAGUAGCAGAGCAAAAAAUUGUAGGUCAUGUACACAGAUUUUCAAUGUUAUUAGCACAAUAAUAAAGUAUUAGACAGUCUGUUUUCUCUUGGAA
Molecule: messenger RNA, 900 nt
Organism: Prosopis cineraria
Lineage: Eukaryota; Viridiplantae; Streptophyta; Magnoliopsida; Fabales; Fabaceae
Product: major pollen allergen Ole e 10-like
Exons: 3
Source: RefSeq, a predicted model, not a curated record